UUCACAGUGGGAAGUGUGGGCCAUAUAACAUCCAAGUGAAAAGUUUGAACACUUUAAUGGAGGACGACAAGGUUUCUGACGAGAAGGGACAGUUAUGGCCAUGUUGGAGGCCAUAAGGAAACCUAUGGCCUGUUGCAGUGAGGAAGAGAUGGAGGAGGAGGACAAGGAGGAAGAGAAGCACGAGCAACACAAUGAAGAAAGAGAUCGGGAAGAUGAGGGAGUGGAGGAGAAAAAAAGGAAAGUGUACAAAGUGUUAGGAAGACUAACAGCGCAAGGAAAGACUUACCUGGUAGAUGAAGAAGAGUUGAGGAGGAGGGUCAAAGGAGAAAACAUGUCCACAAACAUGUUCCGAAUGUUGAUAAGGGUUGGCAAAAAAGAUGUUACACCCAAUGUGCUGCAGCAGCCUAGAAAGGCAAAGACAAAGGUGACAAUAUUCAGCACCUUAACAGAGGGAGAGGCGGAAGACAUUGCCAAGGGGUUUGGCAUGGCACUGGCCAAACAUGAUACCCGAGGAGGACAUCCCAGCAACACUGCUACUAAGAUCACUGCACAAGUCAUCAGCAGAUCUAUGGGUAGCCAGGUGUCUGUCAACUUGACAGAGAUAUACGAUAAUGACAAAGCUGUCUUGCUCAAUGCCCUGGUGUCACAGCAGGGCCUCUUUGGUGACUGCAUGAGUGCAUUCACCAAGCUGUUCCAAACAGCUAAGAAGCAGCACCCUGCAAAGCUCAGUGCCUCCACCACUCCAGCUCCCCAGAAAGAGGAGACUGAGCCAGCGGCUGUUGCUCAAGCAUAA
Myxocyprinus asiaticus (Chinese sucker) is the source of this 793-nucleotide messenger RNA. RefSeq lists its product as uncharacterized. The record is from RefSeq and is a predicted model, not a curated record. The coding region runs from base 95 to 793 and encodes 232 amino acids. The transcript has 5 exons. Lineage: Eukaryota; Metazoa; Chordata; Actinopteri; Cypriniformes; Catostomidae.